CAUUCGUUCAGUGGCACUCAUCUUUAGGCCUGAUGGGUUGGGUUAAAGGAAGAGGUGCGUGCCCACAUAGUCAAGGUGCUUCUGGUUGCCUCAUCAGCCCACUUUUCAUGAACUUCUUCUUUGGAUGCUGAAGUUUGAUAUGCACAAUAAAUAAAGUAGAUCAAAUUCUGAAAUGACUCUUAAUGUAAGAGUAGCUGUUGGUGCCAAUUCUGAUGUCUUGGGUUUGAAUGGAAGGACCACUGAGUUGAAGCUUGGCAUUGAUGUUCAACUAAGUUUGGAGAAUAUUCUCCAUGAUGAUGCUGCUGCAUUUAGCUGCAUGCUCUGACAUCCCUCGUAAGAUAGUUCUUGAAGGGCAAAAACCCCCUCCUGCUGCUAGCUAGCUGUAAGACGCUUAAAGCUUUCCUAAAGACCACCAUUGGUAGGGUAAUGCCCACUGCAGCCUGCAGCAUCUGAUUCAAAGGAUACAACAACACCAAGCAAGCAACACAGCCAAAAUUCAAUUCUAAGUUUGGUGUGACUCAUCAGAGGGGGUAGAGGGGUAGAAGUAAACGUAAUUUGCCUCACGAGUUACUCGGCGGUGGUCAGGAGGGGUCCCCACUGGCGGCGCGGUUGAAUUCACGGUGGCCACGGGAGGCUGGCGUCCCCUUGCGUCCGUCGCCGGCCACGCGUCUCCCGCCGGUGCAUGCACCUGGUUAUUCCUCUCUCCCGCUGCUUCCUCAAAUUGUGUUGUCUCUUUUUCCCUCCUUCGAAUAUGGGAAAUAUAAUAAUUGCCCUUUUUCUUUUUUGCCCCUGCCUUUUUCUGUAUUCUUUGGCUUUGCUCGACGAGACCAAACCCCUAAAUAAACCCCAUCCCUUCCCCCACCCAACCACCCACCCAUCGCAAUUGCAUGCACCUCCUCAUGUCUGUUGAAGCUCAUCACCUGCGCCUCUUCCCUUCCCAACUCAUCGCGAACGGUGAGGCUGUCGGCGGCGUUCAUCAGGAUCAAUCUGCCAUCUACAACAUGCAGCUGGGGUUUGCUGCGCCGACGGCUGGACCUUUGGCUGCCGCCUCGACCUCCGAGAGCAGCCUCACCUUCAACAACCUCCCCGCGGGUUCCAGGAAGCGGCCGCGGGAGUUCUCCGAGCACGCGCUCUCCUUUCUCGGCGAGGAUUUCUCCGCCCUCGUCCAGCAGCAGAUGCUCCACGUCGACUGCCUCGUCCUCCACCACGUGGAGAAGGUGAGGAUGGAGUCCGUGGAGCGGCUGAAGCGGUUCCUGCGGCGGGUCCUGGCGACGGUGGAGGAAGGAGUGUCCAAGCGGCUGAGGGCGAAGGAGGAAGAAAUGGAGAGGCUGAAGAAUCUGAACUGGGCGCUGGAGGAGCGCAUCCGAGGUCUCUGCGUGGAGAACCAGAUGUGGCGGGAGCUGGCCCGGAGCAACGAGGCCGCGACCCACGCGCUGCGGGCCAACCUGGAUCGGGCGCUGGCCGCCGCCGCGGAGGCGGAGGCCAAGGCCGAGGCGGCCGUCGACGACGCCGAGUCCUGUUGCUGCGGCGGAGUGGACAAUGCGGAGGCGGAGAGGAAGAGGGUCGCGUGCCGUCUGUGCGGCGAGAAGCAGCCGGCCGUGCUGCUGCUGCCCUGCCGGCAUCUCUGCGUCUGCGUCGCCUGCGGACCGGCCGUCGCCGUCUGCCCCGUCUGCAACUGCGACAAAAGCGGCAGCAUCCUCAUCAACAUGUCGUAAUCGACUCGUCCUCCAUGAAUGCAAGAAAAAAGCAAUAAAACUGAGAUACAAUUUAGCA
Messenger RNA from Zingiber officinale, 1773 nucleotides. Its product is annotated as probable BOI-related E3 ubiquitin-protein ligase 3. The record is from RefSeq and is a predicted model, not a curated record. Gene Ontology annotation, molecular function: ubiquitin-protein transferase activity. Gene Ontology annotation, biological process: regulation of programmed cell death. The transcript has 4 exons. Lineage: Eukaryota; Viridiplantae; Streptophyta; Magnoliopsida; Zingiberales; Zingiberaceae. The coding region runs from base 888 to 1715 and encodes 275 amino acids.